Peromyscus maniculatus bairdii (prairie deer mouse) is the source of this 8095-nucleotide messenger RNA. RefSeq names its product striatin (gene Strn). Gene Ontology annotation, cellular component: dendrite. NCBI's taxonomy places the organism in Eukaryota, Metazoa, Chordata, Mammalia, Rodentia, Cricetidae. Gene Ontology annotation, molecular function: armadillo repeat domain binding; protein phosphatase 2A binding; protein-containing complex binding. The record is from RefSeq and is a predicted model, not a curated record.
GUGGGCGGGGAGCGGCGGAGGGCGGAGGCAGAGCUGGCCGCCGCAGUUUGCCGCCGCGGCUGGGCGCCUAGGCAGAGCUCCCCGGGGUUCGUGCGGACGCCAUGGACGAGCAGGCGGGUCCCGGCGUCUUCUUCAGCAACAACCACCCGGGCGCUGGCGGUGCUAAGGGGCUCGGGCCUCUGGCGGAGGCUGCAGCGGCCGGAGACGGGGCGGCUGCGGCGGGGGCGGCCCGAGCUCAGUACAGCCUCCCCGGGAUCUUGCACUUCCUGCAGCACGAAUGGGCCCGCUUCGAGGUGGAGAGAGCCCAGUGGGAGGUGGAGCGGGCGGAGCUGCAGGCCCAGAUUGCCUUCCUUCAGGGGGAGAGGAAAGGUCAAGAAAAUUUGAAGAAAGAUCUUGUGAGGAGGAUCAAAAUGUUGGAAUAUGCUCUGAAGCAGGAACGAGCCAAAUACCACAAGUUGAAAUAUGGAACAGAACUGAAUCAGGGAGACAUGAAGCCUCCAAGCUAUGAUUCUGAUGAAGGCAAUGAAACAGAGGUGCAGCCACAGCAAAACAGCCAGUUAAUGUGGAAACAAGGACGGCAGCUGCUCAGACAGUAUCUCCAGGAGGUCGGCUACACAGAUACCAUUCUAGACGUGAAAUCCAAAAGAGUGCGAGCAUUGUUGGGCUUUUCAAGUGACGUCACUGACAGGGAGGACGACAAGAACCAGGACUCGGUUAUAAAUGGCACAGAGGCUGAAGUUAAAGAGGCGGCAAUGAUUGGAAAAUCUGACUUAACGGAUUCUGCCUCCGUGCUGGACAAUUUCAAAUUCCUUGAAAAUGCAGCUGCAGAUUUCAGUGAUGAAGAUGAGGACGAGGACAUUGAUGGAAGAGAGAAAAGUGUCAUUGAUACUUCAACAAUUGUUCGGAAGAAAGCAUUGCCUGAUACCAGUGAAGAUCGCGACACAAAGGAAGCUCUGAAGGAGUUUGACUUCCUCGCCGCCUCAGAGGAAGGCGACAGUGAAUCCAGGAGUGCGGGCGACGGGACCGACUGGGAAAAGGAAGAUCAGUGUCUCGUGACCGAAGCCUGGAAUGUGGACCAGGGAGUAAUUACCAAACUGAAGGAGCAGUACAAAAAGGAGAGAAAGGGAAAGAAGGGGGUGAAGAGAAAAACUACCGAAGAUCUGUUUCAGCCUCUAUCCUAUAUAAAACAGUCAAAACAGGGAUGUGGGAGAAUGAAGAACCAAAGCCCAGGGCCCAAUAGGUCAAAACUACAGGACAUGCUUGCUAAUUUGAGAGAUGUUGAUGAGCUUCCCUCACUGCAGCCCUCUGUUGGCUCCCCUUCCAGACCCAGCAGCUCCAGGCUUCCUGAACAGGAGAUCAGUAGGGCAGAUGAAGUGGAAGCGCUGACGUUUCCUCCUUCUUCUGGGAAGUCAUUUAUCAUGGGAGCAGAUGAAGCCCUCGAAAGUGAACUGGGGCUCGGAGAAUUAGCAGGCCUCACGGUGGCCAACGAGGCAGACUCGCUGGCCUACGAUAUAGCAAAUAAUAAAGAUGCCUUGAGGAAGACGUGGAACCCUAAGUUUACGUUACGAAGUCACUUUGAUGGCAUCCGAGCCCUUGCUUUCCACCCCAUCGAGCCUGUUUUAAUCACAGCAUCCGAGGACCAUACACUGAAAAUGUGGAAUCUGCAGAAAACCGCCCCAGCCAAAAAGAGUACUUCUCUUGACGUGGAGCCUAUCUAUACGUUCAGGGCUCAUAAAGGUCCAGUGCUGUGUGUAGUCAUGAGCAGCAAUGGUGAGCAGUGCUACAGCGGUGGUACGGACGGACUGAUUCAGGGCUGGAACACCACCAAUCCCAACAUCGACCCCUAUGACUCUUACGAUCCUUCUGUUCUGAGAGGCCCUCUGUUGGGCCACACAGAUGCAGUGUGGGGGCUGGCCUACAGUGCCGCACACCAGCGGCUGUUGUCCUGCUCAGCAGAUGGCACUCUCCGCUUAUGGAGUACGACGGAGGUCGCUCCGGCACUGAGUGUGUUCAAUGAUAACCAAGAACUGGGAAUCCCUGCCUCGGUGGACCUAGUGAGCAGUGACCCGAGCCAUAUGGUAGCAUCAUUCAGCAAAGGAUAUACGAGCAUCUUUAAUAUGGAAACACAACAGCGAAUUCUCACUUUAGAAUCCAAUCUAGAUUCAACAGCCAAUUCUUCCUGCCAAAUCAACAGAGUCAUCAGCCAUCCCACUCUCCCGAUCAGCAUCACUGCUCACGAGGAUAGGCACAUCAAAUUCUAUGACAACAACACAGGCAAACUGAUCCACUCGAUGGUCGCCCACCUAGAAGCUGUUACAAGUUUAGCGGUUGAUCCAAACGGCCUGUACUUGAUGUCUGGAAGUCAUGACUGUUCAAUACGCUUAUGGAAUUUAGAAAGUAAGACAUGUAUCCAAGAGUUCACAGCUCAUCGGAAAAAAUUUGAAGAAUCAAUCCACGAUGUAGCAUUCCACCCUUCCAAAUGCUAUAUAGCCAGUGCUGGAGCCGAUGCACUGGCCAAGGUCUUUGUAUGAUGUGACGCAUCAGCUUCACCUUCUAGCUCUUUAUUAAAAGUCAACUGCACAACAGAGACACAGAAGACCAGGGCAGGAAUCAGCUCACCCUGCCCUCUUGUUCGGCUGAAGGAGCACAGAGAACAUUUGUUAAAGUAUAGUUUUGCAAUCUGCGGACUGUUUUCUAAAAUUAAGGUUUGUUCAGGUUGCUGCAAGCUCAGCUGAAUCUGUGAGCCUGAAAACUUUCAAAUUUCCCCCUAAAGAGGCACUUUUAUUUCUGAAGUUGUUCUCGUUCGCUAGGCAGGCCUGAGCGAAAACAGGUUUAGCGUCUCCCUUCCUGAUAAACAGGGCAUGCUGUAAUGGAUCACUAGAGUUGGAUGGCUGGGAAUGAGUGGAGGGAACUUAGACACACUCUACCCUGAGACGUCUGCUCAACAUAUUAGGUAGUCAACCUAGCCUGUAUCUGCUCUGCUAACCCGUGAUGGAGAAUGACCAGACAGUGUUCAGAUGAGUUCCGAACAGAGCUAUCCUUCCUGCUGCUCUCACGAAGCAUGGCAGAGCACUUCACCUAGCAGCAGGAAAAGACGCAAUACCAUGUUAAGUAUAUUACUCAGAAAUGCUAAACCAAUACUUAGUUUGCAAACAGAUCUCUAUAUUGCAUUACAACUUUGAAAGUAGAUGUGGUACCAUUCUAAAGUUUAGCUGUCAAACAUCCAUUAUGAACAUGAGUUAACAGAGCCUGCUUUUACUAAAGGUUUUUAACUUCUCCAGGUUUGAGAUUCUGUUUAUUUUUAAGGGCGAACAGGGAAUAUCUCUAUAAUAAUUUGUUUAAAAAUUCGCCUCAUUUGUGUGGUAUUUAUAGCAUUAGAGUGAUUAUUUCAUAUUGAUGAAAUUUACUUCCUAAUGACUGAAAAGGGAGAAAGCUGUUUAUUACCCAUUUCCCAACACCCAUAUAAUUGGUUCAGAUAAUCCUCGAUGUUUCUUCCCUGCCUUUCACAUUCAUGGUUUCUGACACCUACCAUAAACAGUUAAAAUCAUAAUUCCCAUGUUGUAUAGUCCAAAGCGAGUGGUCACCUCAGGCAGCUGCUUUCACGUCCCUGCUUAAUGAAGCAGUGCACCCCGGAAGUCCUCUCCUGGUGUCGCUAAGGACUUCCCAGAGACCGAGACGGGAGACAGUGAUGCCUGUGAGGUUCUCUCUCCCCACCCCAUUGUUUCACAGGGACACACAUGUCAACAACGAUGAAUCAGUACUGUGUCCAGAUAAAACCAGGCCUGAAAAUGGCAGGUUUCACAUUUAUCUGUGACCCAUGUGUGGUCAGCUUUUGGGAGUCUCAGAAUGCUACCAACUAACCUAGUGCCCUGCCCUGCAGACCUCCUACCUGUAACUGUCAGGACUCUUCAUGCCCUUCACACAGAGACCAAUAUAAAUGUUCAAAAGAAAUUAAUGUCCACCUUUUCACCAAAAUGUAUAUGCCAUAAAAAUAGUAUACCCAUAAAUAUUAUAACCCACGAUAAUGAUUCCAUUGCCACAGCCAUGGCGUUUCUGGUGAUCUAUUCUUUGAAGUAGCAUUCUCGUGGUGAUAUGGGUAAUAAUUGACAUUUUAAAAAUUUCUGCUCAUCUGCCUUUAGAAUUCUGCAGUGUGCAGGCAAAUUUUCAUUAACAUUAUAAGACCCAUGCUAAAUUUCCCUGGUUGUUCUAUAGACAUGCUGUAGUAUUUUAAUACAAUUACAUUUUAUCUUUGUGCUUUGGUUAACAAACAGACCUAAGAGAUCAAUUGAUAUGCACAAGUGAAUUGAGUUAAAUGCUUAUGUUUCCAUGCAGAUACAGAAUUUUACACUGAUGGGUAAAUUUUUCCAUCCUUCGUAAAAUGAGCAAAAGGAUUUUCUAACUGGACAUUUUUAGGCUAUUAGAAGAUUUCCAUUAGAAGUAGUGGAUUUCUGACCACAGUCCCUGCUUUAAUGACUUCCCAAAGUCUCCAGUGUGUGUCUUCCUCUUGUCACAAUAGUCUGGAAACCAGGAGAGGCUGCCCUGUUGGUUCUGUGCCUCAUUGAUUCUGUGGGAAAUAAUCCUGAGCUAGGCGGAGUGUAAUACAAGUGACAGAACUGUUGAAAGUGUUUAGGAAGUGUGCUUUGUGCCAUUGGAGACUGUACAUAGAAAGAGAUUCUUCUAAACUAGCCCUGUUUGCUAUCAGCCUGGACAUGAGCCAAAGCUGUCUUCCAGCCAGAUGGUAGCAUGGACAUUUCUCUGACUUUCCCCAUCCUAAUGAAAAUUCACAAAAUGAACAAUUUCAAGAUUCAAAAUCAUUGAAAUGCUGUCAUAAAUAUUUACCACAUUGUAAAUAUUCUGGGUGAACUGUUUUGGAAUAGUAUGAAAAUCAGCAGGUGGGUUAGGUCCCUGCCUUAUUUUCAUGUGCUAUGGAUACGUUUCUGGGAGCUUACAGUACCCUUCUCAAAACACAGCUGUCAUGAGCUCAUUUGCUACUCAAACUAUAGACAAAUAAGUGAUAGAAUGACCUUUCAGUAUUUUUCUAUUGAACAAAUUUAUCAAUUUUUGCCAUUAAACAGAUAAUUAGUUAUGCAAAGUAUUUAGCUUUUGUAAUCAUUUAGUUGUAACUAAAAGGGGAAAAUUGAACUGUAUCACUGAUAAUGAACUUUGUGAGAAAUUAUUUGUUUAUCUGACUUCCAUUCCUUCAGUAUUCUUGCUAUAAAUUUCUUUUGGAGAUAAUGAUUCUUUAUUUGAAAGAUGUCUAAAAUGUAUGUAUAUUUUAUAAAUAUAUAUUAUAUAUAUUAUAGGGAUAUAUAUAAUAUAUAGACUAUAUAUAUAUAUAUCUAAACCAUGGGUGCAUUUUACUGUUUGUGUUCUCAUUUGGAGGUGGUAUACUCCGAAGUUGUUGACUAUGACGAGUGUUGUGCUGUUUGCUUUUACAGUAUAAUAUAUAGUUCUGUGUUUAAAUUACUGUACAUACUAUAUUCAUCAUAGGCUAGCAUGCUUGUUUUAAAGACUGUCAUUCUAGUUUAUUAAAAUCUGAAUGUAAGAAAACCUGGCUAUUCAAAUGUGAAUUGAAAAAAUUCCAUUCUCAGUACUGAACUAUUUCCAUUGAACAUUCAAGCUUUUUGACAAAAUGUGUCAUCGAGAAGGCAAUAGCUAGAAAGUGUGAGGUGCCUUUAAAAACUACAAAUGCAGCCUUAUAGCGAGGGUGAGGAUUGAAUCUGUGUCGGGGUGGGAGGGGGAAGAGAGAGCAUGAGAAGUGUGUGUGUGUGUGUGUGUGUGUGUGUGUGUGUGUGUGUGUGUGUGUGUGUUUGCCAAUCUGUGAAGAUCCUUAUUUGUGACAGUCAAUGUCUUUUAAUGUAUCUGCUCAACUUCUAGGACUUCAGGGGACAUUUCAUGCACAAUCUUUAUGCUCUUUGGAGCACCUUAUAUGCUUUCCAAGAGUUUCGAAUGUGAAUCCCUAGAAAAUUCAGUAAAGAAUAAAUAGCUGAUUUUUAAUUAAAAUCAACUUCAGUAACAAAUUAUUGGUUCCCCAGAAUGAUGGGAUUCUCAUUGAUGGUAUAAUUAUUUAAAGCUUGCUUUUUUUUAGUACUCCAUAUAUUUUCCCUGUUCACAAGAGUAUGUCAUGAAAUUCUUAUAUGAUGAGGAUUGAACUAGUAAAAAUCAUUUUUAGAUGAAACACUUGAACUAAUUAAACUUCCACCUAAGAAUAGUCUAGAAGAAUUUAAAUGGCCUCUCAUAUCUACCUCAUUGUCACUGCCGCCAUUUGAAGUAGGACGGAUCCCUAUGACGUUAGAAAGGUCGGCUGAUGCCAUUCGACAGUCUGUGUCCAUUUGAAGUAGAACAGAUCUCUGUGACCUUAGAAAGGACGGCUGAUGCCAUUUGACAGUCUGUGUUGGUGCUUCUCUCAGGCUUUGUCAUCUCAGAUGUAUCAUCACAAAGCAGACUGAAACAUUUAGGAUUAACUUUAGGUUUUUUGCUUGUUUGUUUGUUUGUUUGUUUUCCUCAAGGAUUACUUAAAACACCACCAGUGUUCUUAGUGAGUGGAGAGAGUUGGACCCUGGUUGUUAUGUGUAAUAUUUUUAACCAAGAAUCAAGUUGUUGCUGUAUUUACCUGAAGCUCCAGGCAUCGUGGCACACUCUUGUAACCCCAGCACCUGAGAGGUGGAGGCAAGAGGAUCACAAGUUCAAGAUUAUCCUCAGCCAUAUAGGGAGUUCAAGGCCAGCCUGGGCUACAUGAGCCCUUGUCUCAAAAACAACAAUAAAAAGUUAACCUGUAAAAAAAAAAAAAGUAUGAUUCUAUUUGGCUUACUUUAUUUUUUGAAAGUUAUUUUCAUACUCUUAGGUAUGUAAUUAUUCACUUUACUGGCUUAGAAGUUGCCUCCAUGACUGUGUUACUUGUCUGUUUAUAUUGAAGUACUGAGUGACACUGGGACUCUGGUUGUAUAAAAGUAGUAUCUGAUGGAGUGUGUGUGCGUGUGUGUGCGUGUGCGUGUGUAUGUCUAUGUAAUGUAUCGUUUCCUAAAGUCCAUGUUAGUGGAAGGUCAGAAAAUGAAUAUAUCUCUGUUUAGCAGGUCAAUGAUUUGAAUCAAUUUUGCAUUUGCCACUGAAGGCUUUGUAAUUGCCCGUAUCAAGCAUGCAGCUAGGUCCCCAUGUCAGUGGAAGGGACUCCAUAUUGACCAAGUAUUUAACAGAACCCGUACAUCAGUUGUUAGGUGUUUAAUUUUGAAGAGCUUUAUGUUAGACUAAAAGAGAUCUUUAGAUCCGCUAUUUAUUCUAACAAUGUUUCUGAAGUGGUGCUGAGGAUUUUUUCUGGAUCUUGGCUAGUCAAGCUUUAGAUUUCAUUUAACUGGGACCACAUGCUCAUCACCCCUCUGGUGCAAAUUAGAAAGUUGGUGUUAAUUUAAAUUAACUUCAAUGUCUGCCUGGGUUUUUACCAGGCUGUGAACCAGUGAGUGCCUUGUUAAUGUAGAAUGAUUUUUCCCGUUGUACGUUAGCUCUUUCUGAAAGGGUCUCAGAGACUGGGGUUUGAAGUGUCUUGUGGAGAGCUGCUGAGUUGGCAAUACAGAUUUGGGGAGUCUUUGGUCUGCCAUAUCCCACUCUUCCUGCUUUCCCUUCAUUGGCUUGUGUUGGCCUCUUGAGAAAACUAAUACAGCCCCCUUCACACACUUUUUCCCCCCAUUCCAGAUUAAGGAGUAUCCGCUAUCUCUCUCCCCUGCCCCCACCAGCUGUAUGAUCCAAUGCCUGUUUUUAGGAAGAACCACUGCUUUGUAAUACUAAAACUCUAUCAUUUAUUUUACGUCUUACCAAUGUCAGUUUACUGGAGUGAACCUCAGGGCAUCAUCAGUUCAGAAUCCUAAAUAACCCUUUCUCUCCACAUCCAAACCCUCAACUGGUGAGCCCUAGGCCAGAUUGUUUGAUAUUCAGGUGUCUUAAAUUUUAGUUAUAAUAUCAAUUAAUGUAAAUCCAAAUGCUAAUUUUUGUGGUGCAAGAAGUUCCUUUUGUAAAUUCAGGGUAUGGAUAAGCUAAUAAUGAUAUCCAGUUUUGGUGGCUCUAAGUGUAUUAUUUGUUUUUAAAUAAAGUGUACAAAAUAGUU